AUGGCCGCCGCGGCGCAGCAGCAGCAGCAGCAGCAGCUGCAGCCGCAGCCGCGCAGCAGCGCCCUCGGCGACCUGCGCUUCUACGAACGCAAGUUCCCCGAAGCCGAAGAACUCGUGAUGGUGAAGGUCCAGCGCAUCGCCGAAAUGGGCGCCUACGUGUCGCUCCUCGAGUACAACAACGUCGAAGGCAUGAUUCUCCUCAGCGAGCUCAGCAAGCGGCGCUUCCGCAGCGUCACGAAGCUGGUCAAGGUGGGCCGCCUCGAGGCCGUGAUGGUGCUGCGCGUCGACGCCGUCAAGGGCUACAUCGACCUCAGCAAGAGCAGGGUGUCGCCGGAAGACAUUGUGAAGUGCGAGGAGAGGUACUCGAAGGGCAAGAAGGUUCACCAGACGGUGCGCCACGUCGCGCUGAAGCACAACUUGGGAGUUGAUGAGUUGAACGCCAAAGUCAUCUGGCCGCUCUACAAGAAAUACGGACACGCCCUCGACGCCCUCAAGGCUGCAGCGCUGGACCCCGAAGAAGUCUUCGGGGGUUUGGACGUUUCCGAAGAAGUCAAAAAGUCUCUUAUCCAGGACAUCCAGCUGCGCCUCGCCCCUCAGGCCCUCAAACUCAGAGCUCGAAUUGACGUUUGGUGCUUCGGAAAAGACGGAAUUGACGCCGUGAAAAAAGCGCUGUUGGCGGCGAAGGAAAAAGCUGCCGAGACACCCGAAAAAGCUGCCGAGACACCCGAAAAAGCUGCCGAGACACCGGAAAAAGCUGCCGAGACACCCGAACGAGCUGUCGAUACACCCCAAACGCAAGACAUUGCUGUCAAACUUAUUGCUCCUCCACAAUAUGUUGUUGUCACUUCUUCUUUCGACAAGGAAUCCGGAAUGCAGAAGAUCCAACAGGCAAUUAGCCGCAUUAGUCAAACCAUCAAAAGCUACAGAGGCGGAGACUUCAAACAACAAGGAGAAAUAAUGGUGUUGGGGUCCGAAGAAGACCGGAGACUGGAGGAGCUUUUGUUGGAAGUUUCGGAGUCGGAAGAAGAAGAAGAAGAAGAAGAGGAAGAAGAGGACGAGGGCAUGGGCCGCGUGCAGGCGGGGGUGCCUGAGGACGAGGUCGAGGAGAACGCGCAGGAGGAGUGA
This is a messenger RNA of Eimeria tenella, 1125 nucleotides long. RefSeq names its product eukaryotic translation initiation factor 2 alpha subunit, putative. Gene Ontology annotation, molecular function: RNA binding; ribosome binding; translation initiation factor activity. The transcript is spliced from 6 exons. Bases 1 to 1125 code for a protein of 374 amino acids. Lineage: Eukaryota; Apicomplexa; Conoidasida; Eucoccidiorida; Eimeriidae. The record is from RefSeq and is a predicted model, not a curated record. Gene Ontology annotation, cellular component: eukaryotic 48S preinitiation complex; eukaryotic translation initiation factor 2 complex; multi-eIF complex.